Molecule: messenger RNA, 3125 nt
Organism: Mus musculus (house mouse)
Lineage: Eukaryota; Metazoa; Chordata; Mammalia; Rodentia; Muridae
Gene: Ecd
Product: ecdysoneless cell cycle regulator
Exons: 14
Coding region: 335-2260 (641 amino acids)
Biological process (GO): positive regulation of transcription by RNA polymerase II
Cellular component (GO): nucleoplasm; nucleus; cytosol
Molecular function (GO): histone acetyltransferase binding
Source: RefSeq, marked validated
GUCUUUCGGAAAUUGGCUCCGAUGCGCACUAGAGACUAUACUCAGGGUUCCGAGCCUCACGACUUGCAGGCGUUCAGGCGUGGAUCAGGGCCCAAGCGAACGCGAGGACCCAGCAUGGGCCGGGAUUGGGCGGUUGGUGGUCGCCUCUGACCAAGUGUCCUGCUGGAAGAGGCAGCCAAGGAAAGGUGCCAGAGCAGAGGCGCACGAGAGAGCUAUUGAAAGGGAUCGCUUUACUUUUGUCAGGUGGAAGAAGAGCGUCUAGUUUGGUGAAGGAGCACUAUACCGCGCCAGGACAGUGCUCCUGGUGGCUCCUCUUCUGUACUCUCGGAGAAGAAUGGAGGGCAGUGGAAAGCUCGCAAUGGUAGAGGAUGCUGUGGAGUACCAUCUCUUCCUGAUACCAGAUAAAGCCAGAGGCACAGAAGAGCACAGAGAGAUUCUUCAGAAGUACAUUGAACGGAUAAUGACCCAGUUCGCACCCAUACUGGUCCCUUAUAUCUGGCAGAAUCAGCCUUUCAAUCUCAAAUACAAGCCUGCAAAAGGAGGUGUUCCUGCUCAUAUGUACGGCAUGACAAAGUUUGGAGAUAACAUUGAGGAUGAAUGGUUUAUUGUUUAUGUAAUAAAGCAGAUUACAAAGGAAUUUCCAGAGUUAGUGGCCAGGGUUGAAGACAAUGAUGGUGAGUUCCUGUUAAUAGAAGCGGCCGACUUUCUCCCUAAGUGGUUGGACCCUGAUAACAGUGCCAACAGGGUGUUUUUUCAUCAUGGGGAGCUGUGCAUUAUUCCUGUGCCGAGGAAAUCUGAAAGGAUACCAUGGUUACCCAUGACACCACCAACAAUCCAGCAAGCUUUGAGUAUAAUCUCGGCACACCCAGAAGCUGUUUUGGCUUCAGAAUCUAUACAAGCUGCUGUGGACAGGCGCGUCAGUGGGUACCCAGAAAGGGUCGAAGCAUCCCUCCAUCGAGCACACUGCUUCCUUCCAGCCGGCAUUGUGGCGGUGCUCAAGCAACAGCCCAGGCUGCUGUCGGCAGCCGUCCAGGCCUUCUACCUACGGGACCCCAUUGACCUAAGAGCCUGUCGUGUCUUCAAGACAUUUUUGCCUGAAACACGAAUAAUGGCCUCGGUCACUUUCACGAAAUGUCUGUACGCACAGCUGGUACAGCAGAAGUUUGUGCCAGACCGGCGGAGUGGAUACGGGCUCCCACCUCCAUCACAUCCCCAGUACCGAGCUUAUGAACUGGGCAUGAAGUUGGCUCAUGGAUUUGAGAUUUUGUGCUCCAAAUGUAGCCCACAUUUUUCUGACUCCAGGAAGUCUCUUGUGACUGCCUCACCGCUCUGGGCCAGCUUCCUUGAAAGUCUGAAAAGGAAUGACUACUUUAAGGGACUGAUGGACGGCUCUGCGCAGUACCAGGAGAGACUAGAAAUGGCAAAGAACUAUUUCCAGCUCUCUAUACACCGGCCAGAAAGUUCACUUGCUAUGAGCCCAGGCGAAGAGAUCCUAACCGUGUUACAGACACAGCCAUUUGACGUCGCCGAGCUCAAGACAGAAGAAGCUGACCUUCCUCCGGAGGACGAUGACCAGUGGUUAGACCUCUCACCAGACCAGUUAGACCAGCUACUGCAAGAUGCUGCGGGCAGAAAAGAAUCCCAGCCCGGUCCCCAGAAGGAGGAGCUGCAGAACUAUGAUGUAGCGCAGGUCUCAGACAGCAUGAAGGCCUUCAUCUCCAAAGUGUCUAGCCACAAGGGGGCAGAGCUGCCCAGAGACCCUUCGGAAGCUCCAAUCACUUUUGAUGCAGAUUCUUUUCUGAAUUAUUUUGAUAAGAUUUUAGGAGCAAAGCCUCAGGAGUCAGACUCUGAGGAUGACCCGGGUGAGGAGGACGUGGAAGGUGUAGACAGUGAUGAUGACGUGGGCUUUGAGGCUCAGGAGUCUGAGUCUCUGAAAGGAGCCCUUGGCAGCCUCAAGUCCUACAUGGCCCGGAUGGACCAGGAACUGGCACACACCAGCAUGGGCAGAAGCUUCACCACGCGGGAGCGAUUGAAUAAGGACCCUCCAUCCCACACUGCAAAUGACAAUUCAGAUGAAGAAGAUUCUGGUGCAGGAGAUUGCGCUGUUGAAGCAGUGGAUGUAGACCUGAACCUGAUUUCAAAUAUACUGGAAUCCUACAGCUCCCAAGCGGGCCUGGCAGGACCUGCUUCCAAUCUGUUACACAGCAUGGGUGUGCGACUGCCCGACAACGCUGAUCACAACCCCCAAGUCAGCCAGUGAAGGACUAGCCUGCACAUCAGCCACCCUUCUCAGGAAUAAACGACUCUUCAUAAGCACGCCUUUAAUCCCAGCACUCGGGAGACAGAGGCAGGCGGAUUUCUGAGUUCGAGGCCAGCCUGGUCUAGAAAAUGAGUUCCAGGAGAGCCAGGGCUACACAGAGAAACCCUGUCUCAAAAAAAAAAAAAAAAAAAAAAAAAAGAGCAUCUGUCUUCUGUGCAGGUUUCAGAGUCCCCGGGCCACCGUCUCCCAAGUCCUGUGACCUGGACACCGAUUCUCAUGAGCUUGUUUGAUUUGUUUUACAUUUGCCCAGGACGGAAUCUCCAUUGUAGUAAACCACUGUGCUGUUGGCUGUUGGUGUAAUUCUGAAUAUUCAGUUUCUCCCUUAGGUAUGUUCCUCCUCUGGUCAGAAUUCUAAGUUGGCAAAAAUCCCAUUUCAUUCACUUUUUAAUGAAAUAGAAAGUGCUAAAACUUAGUGUUCAGUCUGUGACAUUCUGCACGCGCUCCUAAUUGAGGGUAAGAACUUAUUAUUCCUUAAUUAACAAUUAAAGACAUUAGCAGACAGACUGGGUCUGACUGAGGCAUCUCACACCUGGGUACUUGCUUGGCUUCUGUCCCCUCCUCUACCCAGGCUGCCCUGCUUCGUGUCUUUGUAUAUACAUUUAAGUCUCAGUUCCACAUGUAAGGAGAUGUUCUUUUUUUGUCCUCUCUUGGUCCCCUCCCCAUUAAUUCCCUUCUGGUUCCGUGUCACAUUGUCACAUUUACCUUUUUUUUUUUUUUUUUUGGUUUAUUGAGAGUCUGUGGCCAGGGUGGCCUCAUAUCUUCUGUUGUUGGAACACAUUGAAGGAAAUUGAUUUUUUUUCAUUUG